UCAGACUGAGAUGCAGCACACGAAGGAAAAGAAUGAGGAUGUGUUGACCACUCGGGUCCAAAGAGGACGCGGAAUUCCUUGAUUUGUGGCUGCAUUGUUAAAUUCACUCAGCAGAUCGCUCAUGUGGACCACGCGCGCUCGCUCGCUCGGCAUGCAGGCAGAGAUGCGAAGAGUAAUGAGGCUGCGAUGAAAGGGAAGGGGGAGGGGUGAGCUGGGGGCCGCACCGAAAUUUUCUUUUUUGUAAGGGGGUUGGGGGGGCAGGCGGGCUGUUUUCGCCCACUUGAGACCAGAGCGCAUUUACAGCGGAGAGACACAGACGGACUACACGCCUCUUCUGAUGCCCCGUUAGGAUGGAUUAUUAAUUUCUCUCAUUUCAGUUGAGAUUGAAAGACACUUCAUGAUGUGGUCCACGAGCUUAAGCAGAGCAUUCCCUCAAAAUAUGGAUUUUUUCUUGACUUAAAACACCUAGCAAAUGACCAUCGCUCAAAAACGAAACGCAACCUCUCAAACGUUGGCUCAUUCCAGCAGUGCCCCCUAUCGGACUUAGUGGUGUACUGCACCACCCGGGAUCCCCGCCUCCUCCGCUCACCACAGGACCAUGGCCGACUCCAUGUACUCAGACCUGAUCGCCAGGCACUAUAACUACACAGGGAAGCUCCGCAAAGUUGAGCAGGACUCGGGACUCAAGGCGGACUCCGUCAUCUUCAUCAUCGUGUGCUGCUUCAUCAUCCUGGAGAAUGUUCUGGUGCUCCUCACCAUCUGGAGAACCAAGAAGUUCCACAAGCCCAUGUACUACUUCAUCGGGAACCUGGCCCUGUCGGACCUGCUGGCAGGGGUGGUGUACACUGCCAACAUCCUGCUGUCGGGGGCCAACACCUACAGGCUGUCGCCCACACAGUGGUUCUUCCGCGAGGGCAGCAUGUUUGUGGCGUUGGCCGCGUCCAUCUUCAGUCUCCUAGCCAUCGCCAUCGAGCGUCACCUGACCAUGCUGAAGAUGAAGCUGCACAACAGCGGGAGCACGUGGCGCGUCUUCAUGCUGAUCAGCACCGUGUGGAUGAUCGCGGCUGUGCUGGGCGGCCUGCCCGUCAUUGGCUGGAACUGCAUCGACAGCAUGCGCAGCUGCUCCACGGUGCUCCCACUCUACCACAAGACCUACCUCCUGUUCUGCACCACUGUCUUCAGCGUCAUUCUCAUGGCCAUCGUGGUGCUGUACGCGCGCAUUUACGCGCUGGUGCGCACGCGCAGCCGCAAGCUCGUCUUCCGCAAGGUGUCCAAUGGGCGCGGCGGGGCGGGCAAGAGCUCGGAAAAGUCCCUGGCGCUGCUGAAGACGGUGAUCAUCGUGCUGAGCUGCUUCAUUGCCUGCUGGGCACCGCUAUUCAUCCUGCUGCUGCUGGACGUGGCGUGCGAGACCGGCGCCUGCCCUAUCCUCUACAAGGCAGAGUGGUUCUUGGCGCUGGCCGUGCUCAACUCCGCCAUGAACCCGCUCAUUUACACGCUGACCAGCAACGAGAUGCGCCGUGCCUUCCUGCGCAUGCUGCUCUGCAGCGCCUGCACCUGCCUGCAGGGCGGUGCCAGCAAGUACCCCCGGCCCAUCAUCGGCGCAGAGUUCAGCCGCAGCAAAUCCGACAACUCCUCACACCCCCACAAGGAGGAGCCGGAGUACUCGCCCCGCGAAACCAUCGUGUCCUCGGGCAACAUCACCUCCUCCUCGUAGAACACACACAACCCCUGCCACAGCCUGUGUACAUGUCCUCUUCUAGUGAAUGUACCUGUGUGUUUCUAAGAGUGUACUUAUGCGAAGGAUGUACAUAAUUCUCUGAGUGAGUGUGUGUAUGUGUGAGUGUGUGUGUGAGAGAGUGUGAGUGCGUUGUGAAUGUGUUUAUCUGUAAAUGUGUUUUAUAGUGUAUAAAGGCAUCACGGCUGGUGUAGACGUAUAGGCGUACGUAUAUAGACAUAGCACAACCCAGAUAGAGACUGAUUCCCUGACAGGCUCAGUAACGCCUAUGUUUCCUUUUGCUGAGAGAGAGAGAGACGCUGCUACAAAACAAGAGAUCAUCACUGUCUCACACACAAAACAAGCGAUCAUUACUGUCUCACACGCAAAACAAUAGAUCAUCACUGUCGCAAAUGUAAAACCCAUGGUCUUAUGUUGCUCUAGGGGUUGCAAGGUAACUUAACAAAAUGAUUCCAUGACAGCCAUCAAAAACGGCAAAACUGUACUUUCUUUUCAUGUCUACGGCUCCUAAGCAAACAAAGACUAAGUAUUUGGCCUACAGCGAUUGGUCUCGCAGACAAAACAACCAAGGAGACAUCAGUUUCUGGGCCCCCACUCCAUCACUGGCAGCCAGGAGGGAGGGGCUUAACUGGAACAAACAGAGAUGAGAGACCUGGCCCUCCUGCUUGGCCUUAUGGGAAACCCUCCCCCUUCCUGGAGGACUGCCAUUUAACCGUCCUCAGACAUAAUAAGGCAACACUUACGGCUCACAGGGAAGCACUUCACCUGAGCUCUGUGAUUGGUUAAUCAGUCUCAUCAACCUGCUCACAGCACAAUUCCUGUGGAGGACAGGAAGGUCAGGGGUCAGUGCCAGGGGCCGGAGAGCAGUCCCCUUGUCUUGUUUGAGCCCCUACUACUUCUCACCCCUCAAUAAGAAUGUAUUUUGUCUGCCUCUCCCCUCUCAUUGGAUGAACUCUAAUAGAAAUGCCACUAAAAUGGACUCUUCAUUUACAGCUGACCUGGUGAAACCCGGGUUAGGGUUCUGCUCUGUGUUCAGGCCCGAUGGCUCAGUGCCCUCCUCCUGUCUCUUCUUCAAUACUGGCACUUAACACGCGAUGGGCAGGCCAGGAGUGUAGUUGGCCAAGCUUCCCCAAGUACUGUAUGCAGACAGAGAAAAACAGGAGAACUUCAGAUGUGGGCAUGGGGAGGACCUGUGGAGAUGUGUAGGGUUCUGCUGGAGAACCCUGGCCUGCCUGGCUCUCAGCACUACAGAACCCGGGAGAACCCCAGCACUACAGGAGAGCAGUUAAGAGUAGUAGAUAGACGCGAAGGACACGACUGGUAGCACUUGCGCUUCAGCAGAUGUAGUUGAACAGAAGUUUGUGUUUGUUUGUGUGUGUGUGUGCGUCAGUCCAGUUUGUGAAGGUCUAGCGGUCCGUGUCAGCCAAGGGCUAAACCUUUGGGGCAUCUCCAAUAUCAGAGGCUCAGCUGUCUGCCAAGCCUACUUCCUAUUUGCACAUUGGAUUUUGUAACAUUUGUGUUGUGUGUAGCAGUUAAUAAAUAUUUGCAAUAAAAUAUGUCAGUAAA
Messenger RNA from Clupea harengus (Atlantic herring), 3301 nucleotides. It is a transcript of the gene s1pr1, whose product is annotated as sphingosine-1-phosphate receptor 1. Gene Ontology annotation, cellular component: membrane. Gene Ontology annotation, molecular function: sphingosine-1-phosphate receptor activity. NCBI's taxonomy places the organism in Eukaryota, Metazoa, Chordata, Actinopteri, Clupeiformes, Clupeidae. Gene Ontology annotation, biological process: G protein-coupled receptor signaling pathway. The record is from RefSeq and is a predicted model, not a curated record.